This is a messenger RNA of Spea bombifrons (plains spadefoot toad), 2530 nucleotides long. It is a transcript of the gene RPN1, whose product is annotated as ribophorin I. Gene Ontology annotation, cellular component: oligosaccharyltransferase complex; membrane. The record is from RefSeq and is a predicted model, not a curated record. Bases 29 to 1882 code for a protein of 617 amino acids. The transcript has 9 exons. NCBI's taxonomy places the organism in Eukaryota, Metazoa, Chordata, Amphibia, Anura, Pelobatidae.
GGCCAUCUUGUUCCCGCUUGGCGGAUGAAUGAAUAGUCAGCAGAGGCUCCCUAAGGAAGAGUCUCGUCCAUCCGUCUCCAUCCUCCGCUCUCCAGUCAUGGAGCGUUCUGCCAUCCGCCUUCUCUUUACCCUGGUCGCCCUAGCUUCCUUCUGCCGGGCUCAAGACCUAAUCAACGAGGAUGUCAAGCGCACCGUGGACCUCAGUAGCCACCUAGCCAAAGUGACGGCCGAGGUUACCCUCUUCAACCCUGGACCAGGAUCCGCUCACUCCUUCCUGGUGGCUCUGGAGCCCGAGCUGGCCGACCAUUUGGCUUUCAUUUGGGUGAAGAGUGAAGAUGAGGAAGGAUUUCCAGAAAUCGAGGAAGCAAAAACUAAAGGGAAAGAAGGAAAACAAUACACAGUGAAGUUAGUAUCCUCCAUUGCCCAAGGAGCCAAAGCCAAAGUGACCAUUGAAAUGGUCUUCACACAUGUACUCCAGCCGUACCCAACGCAGAUCACACAGGCAGAGAAACAGUUUGUGGUCUUUGAAGGAAGCCAUUACUUCUACUCCCCCUACUUAACAAAAACCCAAACCACUCGUGUCAAACUGGCCUCCAGAAACGUUGAAAGCUACACUAAGUUGGGCAACCCUUCCCGUUCUGAGGAUGUUAUUGAAUACGGACCAUUUAAAAAUAUUCCUGGAUGGAGUCAGGAUCCCUUAAAGGUUCACUAUGAAAACAACAGCCCCUUUCUGACCAUUACCAGCAUGACGCGUGUCAUCGAAGUCUCUCAUUGGGGAAAUAUUGCAGUAGAGGAGACCAUUGAUAUAAAGCACACUGGAGCCGAUUUGAAAGGCCCGUUUUCUAGAUAUGAUUACCAGAGGCAGCCGGACAGCGGGAUUUCAUCAGUCAAAUCGUUUAAAACCAUUCUUCCAGCCGCCGCUCAAGACGUGUACUACAGGGACGAGAUAGGUAACAUCUCUACCAGCCAUCUACUUAUCCUCGAUGACUCCGUGGAGAUGGAGAUACGGCCCAGGUUCCCCCUUUUCGGAGGCUGGAAAACUCAUUACCUUAUUGGUUACAAUUUACCAAGCUAUGAGUACCUUUACAAUCUUGGUGAUCAGUACGCCUUGAAGAUGAGGCUUAUUGACCAUGUUUUUGAUGACCAGUUAGUGGAUUCAUUAACUGUGAAGAUCAUCCUCCCAGAAGGAGCCAAAAACAUCCAGGUGGAUAACCCCUACGACAUAAACCGUGCACCCGAUGAACUGCACUACACCUACUUAGAUACUUUUGGCCGCCCAGUGAUUGUUGCGCACAAGAACAAUCUGGUUGAACAGCACAUUCAGGACAUCGUGGUGCACUAUACAUUCAACAAGAUCUUGAUGUUACAGGAACCUUUACUGGUUGUGGGUGCCUUCUACAUCCUGUUCUUUACAGUCAUUCUGUACGUGAGGUUGGAUUUCUCCAUCACCAAGGACCCUGCUGUUGAAGCCAGAAUGAAAGCUGCCUGCAUCACAGAGCAAAUUCUUACCCUGGUCAACAAGAGGCUUAGAAUCUAUCGCCAAUUUGAUGAAGCCAUUAAUAAAUAUAAGCAGUCUCGGGACAUCUCCACCGCUAACAGCGCCAAGAAAACACUGGAGAUGGAACACAAAAACCUCACCAACGAAAUUGCCUCCCUGCAGUCAAAGCUUAAAGCUGAAGGCUCGGACCUGUGCGAUAAAGUAGGGGAGAUUCAGAAGCUGGAUAGUCAGGUGAAGGAAAUUGCAUUGAAGUCCUCGGCAGAAGCUGAGCGUCUGGUUGCUGGAAAGCUGAAGAAGGAAACCUAUAUAGAGAAUGAGAAGCAACAUACAAGCAAGAGGCAGGAGCUGAUCAACAAAAUUGACAACAUUCUCGACGCAUUGUAAUGAGAAAAUACAGAAUGUUAUUUUUUGUGAGAUUAAGGCACAACUACGUGUAACGCACGCUUGAGCCAAACUGAAGCUCUUUUUUGUUUUGGGGUUUUAUGUUUUUGGUAAUGUUUUUUUUUUUUUUUCUUUCUUCUGUGUGGGCCCUUUAAGCCUUGGUAAUCGGCUCUUAUUCCACUGCCAUCACUAGUUCUACCACUAGUUAAUAGCGCCUUAUUCAAAGAUAACCGAGUUAUCAAUAUGAAAAUUAGUUAUUGCAUAGCCAAAGAUCUUAAAGUCUUCUGGCUGAACAUGCCCACAGAAGGGUGAUUUAUUGUGUUUGGAAAGAUGGUGUUACAAGGGAUUAAAGUAGGAUUUUAUAAUACUUUCACGCCUGUUGUAAUUAUACAAUAUAUCAUGAGAUCUGCAAAUUAAGUUGUCCCCUUUUGAUUGGAUAUGUGUAACUGCUCUUUGAACAGAAGGUUUUUGUAUACAAAAUUUUGAGCAAGGCAGGGAUUUUUUUUUCUUACUCCUAAAUCGUUAACGGUAGAGUUUUUACACUUGCGCAUCACAGCCUUUCCAUUAAAAGGAGAAGAGAAUGAUUGUACGAUGCUAAAUCCACUGUAUUUUUGUGACCAAAAGAUAAUAAACAAGGGAUUGUGGAAGAAA